This is a messenger RNA of Mytilus californianus (California mussel), 3195 nucleotides long. RefSeq lists its product as uncharacterized. Lineage: Eukaryota; Metazoa; Mollusca; Bivalvia; Mytilida; Mytilidae. The transcript is spliced from 7 exons. The record is from RefSeq and is a predicted model, not a curated record. Bases 140 to 997 code for a protein of 285 amino acids.
AUUUAAAUCUUUCUAAGUAUCUUAUAUAGAUAGACACUCAUUCAAAGUUACGUUUUACUGAUUUAUGAGUUUAAUAGAAAUUAUUUCUUCUUAAAGCACCAAGAAAGAAACCCAACAAGCAAGAAAAGAAGAGAGAAGAAUGGUUUUCAAACAAAUAGAUAAAAAGCGAUUUGCAAAUUUUCAAACGAUAUUUCUAUUGCUACUGAGUAUUAUAGAAUUAUCCAAUGGUUCGGUAUCAUGGAGCUUGGCCACUAAACCAGCAGUGUUUGGAAAAGAUAUAGAAUUACAUUGUAACCUGGAUGAUAAUACAACACUCAACAACCACAGACAUUGGAGUAAAGGAGACAACAUUAAAGUAUUGGUGGUAAAUGGCAAGACUGUAAACGAUACAAAAUAUUCAGAAAAGUUAGACGAGGCAAAACGAACCUCAAUUUUAACUAUAACGUCAUUAGAAUCUGGUGACGUGAACGUGCCGUAUACAUGCCAACAUGGCUUUCAUACGUACAAGAAAGUUUUGAAUAUGACCGUGGAAAAUUUCGAAUACCAUCCAAGCAGCAACGAUACUAUUUUCAAGCAAGAUGACGACCAUAUAUUAUUUUUAAUGAAAUUUGAAAAAGUGUUUCCAUUUCCUGCUUGCAGAGCGUCUAUCGGGGGUAAAAAUAUAACGAAAUUGUUGAACAUAAGUUCCGUUCGAAGUGAUGUAUUUUACAAAGUUGAAAUCAGCCUGAAGUAUCAUCACGUCUCGAAAGAAUGCAUUCAUCAUCCGUUCGAACUGGACUGCUGCAUCGGAACAAAGACGAUCAAACAGCGUUUUGAAACAGCGAACGAUGUUUGUCUUGAGCUUGAACACCAAGCAAAACAAGGACUUCAGGAACAAGAAAAAGACCAGACUGUUGGACUCUUUGGACGUGCGAUAUUUGUAGUAAUAACAGUAGUGGUUGUUGGUGGUUUUAUUCUAGGCAUUGUCAUCAAGGAAUGUGAUCGGAUAGGAAUGUAAUAAUCUAUGCAGGUUUUUCAAAUUGACAUUUUGUUUACAGUGAACCAGAUUGAGUUACCAUUUAAAUAUAACAUUUAUUUAUUGGUAUAAGACUCAUAUAAUACCAUGAACAUAAAUGGAUUUCAAAAUAUAGUAAUGCUUUUACUUAAAAAGCACAUGUAACAUUUAAUAUAUGAUUUAAACUUGUUAACUACUUUAAAAGUACUCUUGUAAGAUCUGAUGCAAUUAAUAGAUUAUCAAUUUGUCAAAAAUUGGAGCAUUCAUACUCCAUCCGUACAUAAAUGUAGACACGUUAUAAUUUUAUAGCUCAUCACUUGCCGUGAGUCAUCGUCGUCCGUUCAUUCGUCUUUUUAAACUUUUUCAAAAAUUUUCUCGUCUGAAAAUAUAGUGCUAAAUUUUACCAAACUCUCAUUCAAUGUUCCUUACGCAAUCUUGUUUCAAAAUAGUCUCCGAGUUCUUUAUGUUUCAACAAGCAUAGUUACUAUUUUUAGAAUUAGAGCAUAUGGAGUUAAAUUCAGUGUUUGGCUUAUAUCUGCAGUUAGAGCAAAACUGUCUUUGUUAGAAUGCUCAGAAGGACAAGGUCUAUCUUCUUUUGAAUUUUGGGGGAAAAAAACAACCCAACUUGGAGUUAUAUUGGCCUUGAUAUGUCAAUCUUUAGCAAAUUUAGCGUUUUGUUUUGUUAUUAUCUUUAAAACUGUUUCAUAUAUACAUAAUCUUUAUAUAUAUAGUAUAAAUGGCCAGACCAAUAAGACCUACAAAUAAGUGAACAUGGCCAAAAUCGUUAAUUGAUCUAUAUAGGAGUUAUUGCCUUUAAAAGAUGAUGUUCGCCCUUUUGUACAUAUUUGCAGAAACGAUAUAGAAUUAAAGUUUUCGAACAAAAAUGUUCAGCAAAAUAAGAUCUACGAAACCGUCAAGUGACCACUUAUAAGAGUUAUUGUCCUUUAAAGAAAAUAUUUACUUUUUUUGCAUUUUUUGCAGAAAUUAUAAUAGAUAAAACAAAAUGGUACAAGGGUAAAUGUUCAGCAAAAUAAGGUCUACAAAUUAGUCAACAAUUAUUAAAAUUGGCCUAGGAGUUAUUGCUCUUGAAAAUAAUUAUUACCAUUUUUUUAAUUUCAAUUUUGUCUAUAUUCUGGAAAACUAUAAAAAAUUGGUGGAAACGAUAAACAGCAAAAGUUUGACAGGUAAGCGAUCCAGACUCUUAGAAGAUUCGCUUUAUUGUUACAGUUACUUAUUGUUUUUUUUUUUUCUAGUAUCAACGUCCAUCUGUGUGUGUUCAAUUGUAUUAUAAACUUUAAGGUAAAAGCAAAGACAGGAAAACUUAAGAAUGAUCUACACAAUUUCACGAUUCAAUUAAAAGGGGUUAUAUUUAAUUCGUACCUGUGACAAUGGAAAUCAGUUUGGUACAACGAUAUCUUUAUAUUUUUACUGUUUUAAUAAUUUUUCAGCAAAUAUUAAUUAUUAAUAAAGGAGAGGUAUGAUUUCUUAUUAAAUUUGGUCAAUAACGCAACAAGAUUAAAGUAAAGUGCAAAGGAGUAAGUUUGGUAAGGGCCAAAUUUGGCCCCGAUUAUUAAGUUCAGUGUUUCAGGAUAAAAUUUGUUUUAAGUUGAUGAAAAGACAUGUGAGAAAGAUAUAUAGAACUAUUUUUGCCAGAGUUUUAUUUUUAAGAUUUGAUUUUGACAUCCCAAAUAGGUUAAAAAUAGAGAUUUUUGCGAAAUUGGACAAAAUCGUCCGGAUUUCAACGAAAUUAAGACCUAGGAAACAUAGAGCGCAGGCGUCGACAAACAAAAUAUUCAAGUCAGAUAUGUAAAAUGUCAUAACAAACAUUAGGUUCAAAUAUCUUUGUUGUCGACGCAUGCGCUCUGUGUUUCCUUUCCAAAAAAUCAACGUAAAUUUACCCGUUUUCAUCGAAUUUUCGCGGAAAAUCAAAAUGAGUGCUAUUUGUGACGUCAUGAAUAGAACGCAAAAACAUCAAUUUUUAACAAAAAAAAACGUUUUUCCAAUCUAGUCAUUAUAUUACCUAUGAUUCCUUGUGACAUUGGUCAAUAAAUCCUAAUUUCAAAUUUCAGCUAGAAUUAGUGGCCAUUUUAGGGCCUUCUCGAACCUACUCCUUUACAACAACUGACCUUCUUUUUUAAUUAAAAAGUGCGGUCUUCUCCGACAGAUUGUUUCUUCACUGUAUUAAUAAAUAGUUGAUAACA